UCGUCUUUACCAGCUGUAAUAUAAAAACAAAUGAAGCAUUGAUGAUCACAUCUCAAAGUUUCAUGAUCUCUCAUAAAUACUCGAACUCCUCGUAACCUUACAUGAAGAGGAUUCGUCAUCUGAUAUCUCUAAACCAAUAAUGGAGCCCGUACAGCCACAUCUCGACACCUUUAAAGCUAUCCAUGUCGAAGAAGAAGAAGACGACAACCGAGGAGGAAAAGAGCUCAUCAUCAUCACCGACAACAACGAAGAACCUCGUCGGAGCUGCUCAUGUGUAGAAGAGGAAGAUGAGGAGAGGAGAUCCAAUGCGUCAUUGUGUUCAGUGGAAGUAGAUCUCGAGCUUGGGGUGCCUCAGAAAUAUGUACAUUCCGAGAAAGAUUGCAGGAUUUGUCACAUGACCUUGGACGAGACGAAUCUUGAGUCUGGUGUUCCGAUUGAGCUAGGCUGCUCUUGCAAAGAUGAUCUAGCUGCUGCUCACAAGCACUGUGCUGAGACUUGGUUCAAGCUCAAAGGAAACAAAAUAUGUGAAGUGUGCGGGUCUAUUGCCGGCAAUGUUGAGGCCGAGAUUGAGGAAACUCAGAAUGAAGUAAAUGGUGGUACUGUGAGUCAAUCUCUGAGAAUGUCUAAUCCUCCGUUGGUGGAAGCUAGAAGCUUCUGGCAAGGUCACCGGUUCUUGAAUUUCCUUUUAGCUUGUAUGGUCUUUGCCUUUGUGAUUUCGUGGCUCUUCCAUUUCAAUGUUCCCUCCACAUAGCAUAACAAAGUUCACCAUGAAAGUGGAAGAGACUCACUUUUAAACGCCUCUUGUGUUGUGCCAAUGCCUUUUUCCCCCA
Molecule: messenger RNA, 830 nt
Organism: Raphanus sativus (radish)
Lineage: Eukaryota; Viridiplantae; Streptophyta; Magnoliopsida; Brassicales; Brassicaceae
Exons: 2
Coding region: 140-751 (203 amino acids)
Molecular function (GO): zinc ion binding
Source: RefSeq, a predicted model, not a curated record